GCGACGUGUACGAUAGCUAAGUUGUUGCCCUUACCGUGAGUUGAAGAUAUUGCCUCCACCCCGCGCAGUCCCCGUAAGAGGCGCGUUGCUGUGUUUGCGCAAUCCCAGUCAUACUUUAACAUGGGAGAAGCGGUACUCGGGCCACCAGUAGCGCCUAAGAAGACCACGCAGCGGCUCUUCACUGCAGCCGCGAAAUCUCUCGAUGCCCUAGAAGAUUACAUAGCUAACAAGGAUUCGACGCACAACGUGCCUCCGAGUGAAAUAGCACUCAACCGCAACGCUAAUGCGAAGUUGCUUCCUUACCGGACCUUCGCGGUCGCGGAGUCGCAGCAAACCGCCCAAUACGCCAAACCUGUCUCCCUGCCCGAGCGACCCAAGCGACUGAUGUUCACGUUCGGCGGAACAGGGCCCCAGUACUGGCAGCAAGGGCAUGACCUGAUGCGCCACCCCGUCUUCGCUCAGUCUGUGUACGAGUGCGACAAGAUCCAUGUGCAGCACACCGGACGAUCGUUCUUGUCUGAUACGGGAUUGUUCAUCGGCCAGCCGUCCCAGCGACUGGAUCUGGAGCAUAUGGAUAUCUGGCCUGGUGAUGUGGUCUGUCUUGCAAACGCUAUAUAUCAGAUCGCUAUGUACGACUUGCUACGGUCAAUCAAUGUCUCUCCGGAUGUAGUACUGGGAUUCUCCCUCGGAGAAACUACGGCAUUGUACGGUUCCGGUGCGAUUUCACGGGAGAUGGCGGUAAAAAUCGUAAUCGCGAUCGGGCGCGCCCUCCUGCGCAUCGACAACUCCGGCGGCCUCGUCAUCGGCGUCAUGGACGUCUCCAACGCACUCGUCAUGCAAGCCAUGGACACGCUCCCAACCCACAUCCGGCGGAACCUCUACAUCUCGAGCUUCAUCACGCCCACCGUGAUGGGCGUCGUCGGGCCCUCCGCCGACGUCGAGUACUUUGCGGAUAACCUCCCACCGGGUGCGUCGUACACCCGCAUCCACGUCGGCAGCGCCGUGCACUCGCCGUUCCUCGACCUCUCGGAGGCGCCGUUCCGUGAGGAGGUCGAGCGGAUAUUCGAGCUGCAUGGCAAGUGCGUCAGGGCGCCGGUUAUCCCGAUGAUGUCUAGUGUCACAGGGGAGUGGAAGACGGAUGCACCGACGGUGGACUACGUGUGGGACAGCAUACGGCGCACGAUAUUGAUGAAGCCUGUCGUUGAGAAGUUGGUGGCCGAAUAUGGGGAGCAAUCGACCUUCAUAGAGCUCUCUCCGCAUCCGUCCCUUUCUCCGUACAUCGAGGCCAUGGGCGCCGGAGCCUCCUUUGGCCCCUGCGCACGUCCACCUUCUGCUCGUCGUCUAGCGGCUGGCGCGACGUAUGUCAGUGAACACAUGGCCUUCCUUCAAGCGUGCGGACGUCUCUUCACGUAUGGGAUAGACACGAUGGACCUGGCAGCAGUGAAUAAAUACGAUGGAUAG
Molecule: messenger RNA, 1461 nt
Organism: Gloeophyllum trabeum ATCC 11539
Lineage: Eukaryota; Fungi; Basidiomycota; Agaricomycetes; Gloeophyllales; Gloeophyllaceae
Product: FabD/lysophospholipase-like protein
Exons: 6
Coding region: 121-1461 (446 amino acids)
Biological process (GO): fatty acid biosynthetic process
Molecular function (GO): fatty acid synthase activity
Source: RefSeq, a predicted model, not a curated record